Cladophialophora immunda is the source of this 3419-nucleotide messenger RNA. RefSeq lists its product as uncharacterized. The record is from RefSeq and is a predicted model, not a curated record. The transcript has 2 exons. The coding region runs from base 714 to 3176 and encodes 820 amino acids. Lineage: Eukaryota; Fungi; Ascomycota; Eurotiomycetes; Chaetothyriales; Herpotrichiellaceae.
GGUUCUCGCUCCUCGACUUUCGCCUCGCCCCGGCCAUGGACCACGGUGCCUUACGGCCCUUUGGCGUCAAUCAUUCCCCCCAUUGAACCACACCUCCAUCUACUACUCGUCCUACUGACCCAACUACUGCUUGCUUCUCGAGGAAACGGUUCACGACCGCAUAUACACGACCAAGCUCUUGCAGAAUUUGGCAUUGCGAGAGAUCCUAGUUCUGCCACUCCUUUGGCAAAGAUAUUUUCAGCACUGGCUUAUUGUGUCGUGCCCCUCUAUCUUCACAUUCCUGAUUCAGUGAUUAUUCACUGUUCGCAUUCGCCCGACUUGCGCUUGCGUGGGUCGAAUUGGCCAACUGCGACCCAUCCCUCAGCCUUCUCUUCCUACCUUUUGUUCCACCACCUCUCUUUCUCGAUUGCGCCCUGAACAAUUCUCCGUCGCAAAACCGUUGACCUCUCGACCGCUCACAGUACAAGCCGUGCAAAUUAAACCUAAACUGCGUCAAUUCAGCCCUCACUGCCCGCAUUCGCGUCCUCCACCAGGCGCCGUGCCCACGAUACAGACCAAGAGGCCUGCUCCUUACUCGAUUGCGAAUAUGUGAUGGUACUGUUUCAUGAGCCGUCGAUGUGUCCAGCUUUUCGUUGUCAGAGCUGGUCACCUUGACGAACUCGUCACAAACUGUGAUGGAAAGAUAACCGUUGCUCCUGGCCUUUUGCGACAAAAUGUCCCAAGGCAUGACCAAGAGACCCCCGGAAUUUACAGACUUGCCCAGAGGCAAGCAGUUCCCUUCGCAUAUCCUUGCUCAACUGGAUGAGCGUUUCAAGCACCUCAGCGACACCAUUCUCCCUCCACAACCCUACCUACUUUCUGUUCCCUCCGACGUUCCCUACCGUCACAGCUCGCGCUUCGUAAAUACAUGGUAUGAGGGCACCCCGUUCGACCGCAAAGAAGAGCAGCUUCAAUACCUCAGCUUCCUUCCGCAUUCGGGUGAGCACGAAGCUUUGUUGAAAGUCGAGGGCGGGUGGGCAGACGACCACGGGAAUCCUAUUGUUGAAGAAGAACUCUCCCCAAAGGCCCUCCCAGCAAGUGGCCGCCAUACCCCAGCAGACACAGGCAAUCGCAAGAAGAUCAGCUUGAAGGACUAUAAGACAAAGGCCAGAAGUCCCCCUCAGCCUGCAUCAGAACCUCAACCUCCAAAGAAAAUUGAGACGCCAGCCAACAUACCCUUGAGCGUAGGAAAGGGAAAGGACGCUACGCAACCUUUGGAGAAGAAGCAAGAGAAACAGCCGACUGCCCCGGAGAGUAACGGAGUCAAAGAUCAUCAGGUGAAGGUUUCACGAAUGGACGGCCAGAACUCGCCCAAAAUACCUCCCAUGAUGCAGCAAGCCAACUCCCCGAAUCCUGCCAAGCGAAGAAAGCUCUCUCCGGCGGUUGAGGAUCCCAAACCUGGCACAAAGACCUCGAAAGUUGAACAGCAGUCUUCCACUAUGAAAAUGCCCCGGUUACUCUCCCCUACUCUGCCUUCACCCGAGAAGGAGAGCAGCCUACCACAGCUAUUGUCUCCGGUCCUGCCUCCGUCGCUUGCCAAGGUUUUGUCAACUCCCCCAGACACCACGUCAAUUGGAAGUCCUGCCAGUGGUGUGCCUAAGCGAUCAGAUCCCGUACGCGCGAUCCUCGCAGGUGCCGACCUAGACAUUGAACCUUCAGGCGAGCGAAGUGGAUUACCCCCAGGUGGGAGUAGAAUACGCUCCGACAGCCAGCACUCUGCCCGGAGUAGCGCCCCAGGAACCCCUAAUGCCACCAAGGGAGCCCUUGGAGCGAAGAUUCUGGCGAAGAAUGGCAUAAGAGGUGGGACACCCCUACACAAUGGCGUGCGAGCCAGCCCUGGCCCUCGACAAAGGCAUACAAUCAUUCUGAAGUACGGCAAAAAGAAUAGAAAGAGGGUCGAAGCGCUCCUCAAGUUCGCGUCUCGGCCGAAGAAGGAUCUUUUGAAAAACGAGGCGCCGGAACCCCAAACCAACUCUGACAUGCACGCAAGGAAGGAGACCUCCAGAAAAGACCCUCCAGAAACUCAACCUGCUGUUGAGGUCAAGCCGACACCGCCUACCAUCGAUGAUGUCAAGCUGGAGAAGAAAAGGAAGACCGAGGACAACAGUCCUGGGCCGUCUCUGAAGAAGGUCAAGGUGGUUGAUGCCGAGGCUCGCCCUGUCACCCCAGUUCCUCCGGCCGGUAAGACCUCCGCGUCGGCUCAGUCAAAAUCAACGUUUUCUACCCCUAAGAAGGAGCUUAAAUCUACUCUGAUGAGACGUGUUGAGUCGUCGGAGGGUGUUGACGCCCCGACUCCUACUGGGGACAAAUUGAGGGUGUCAACGCCACAAGCGGUGCCGAAGCCAUCUCCCCGGACUCGUGUGAGUCCUACAUCUUCGCGGGAAGAGGAGCGGCAACAGUGGACUAGCAUCAACCUAAAGUUCUUUGCCUUGGGCCGUUCUCUCAAGCAUGAAGGAUCGGCUCUGCUACCCCCUCCCGACAGUGAUACGAAGCCAUCUCAACACGCAAAAGCGGUGCUGCAGGUGAUUGAAGCGCUGUUGUGCUUCAUGAUCAACAUCUCCGCGCAAUCCCACGCCCGUCCAAAUAUCGAUCCAGGCUGGAGAUCAAUCAUUCUGUAUCACAUCUUCGUGUUUCGUGCGUCAAGGAAAUUUCCACACCUCCACGGUCUGGUCGUUCAACUUGGCGCAGUAUGUCGGCAACUUGUACAUAAAUAUGACAUGGACAGGUUGGCACGGGAUCCUCUGCCUGACGACCAUUGCAACUCCGCGCCCACGCCUGGCAGUGAUGGUAACACCAAGACGAACGAGGAUGGGGAAAAGUACAAAAAGCGAUAUGUUGAGUUCAGGGAUGAGUUGAUCCAGAAUGCCCGUGAACUGCAGACUGCAUGGCUGGAUGGAUCACGCCAGCUAUCGCCCGACCUGCUGAAGCGGGAGUAUCCCAAGACUUGGUCGAAGCGAGCGAAGGAUUCGAGCGUGAGACUGCAAGAGAAACUGACGCCAUCGAGGAUUCCGCAAGACUUCUAUCUGCCGAUGGAUGCAAAUACUACCGCUUUUGAGGCAGCGAGAUUCGGUGUGUCUUUUCUUCAGGAAUGGGCAGAGAAAGAAAAGAUCGACUGGAAGACGAGGAUUGAUCUGUGAUAGUGGAAGUGAAUCAAGUGUUGCAACCGAAAGGACGUUACGACCGGAUAUGAUUUCAACUAUUCAGGGAAGAGGUUUUAGUUAUACAAUCGGAUAGUCGGCCGUCGGCCGUCGGCAUAUGCUGCUUUUUUGAAACGUUAGAAGAUACCACACGAGCGAUGAAAAGAGCCGAUUUCAAGUUGACUGGAUUGCAUAUUGCGUAUACAUUAGCGGCUCUAUAUUGUGGUCACGUAGGGCUGUUAA